CGGGACGAGGAGGGGGGAUGUGGAGGAAAGGAGAAAGAAGGAAAGAAAGCGGGUUGAGGAUGAUGAGAGUUCGCGCGCGCUUCCCUCCCCCAGCAGCAAGAGAAAGCGCGAGGUCGUCUGCUCGCUCACGGGGCUGAAGAGGGCGCGCGCAUUAGACUGUGUGUGUGAGUGAGAGGGAGACCGCCGCGAGGAGGGGGGAGAGAGAAGAGAGAUAAGUAGCUUGAUGGGGGAGCACGCGCUUGCGUGCUUUCGCUGGAACCCUGGACCUAGGGAGAGAGAGUGUGUGCGCGAGAGCGGGUGCGCGCACUGCCUAGCCUGAUCCUUUGGAGCUGCAGCUGCUUGUCUUGCAGGAGCGGAGCGGUUUGCCGGUUAGGUUUCUUGGGCGGCAGCAGCAGGGCUCAUUUGAUCAUUUUGAUGUGGGUGUCCAACCCCCACCCCACCCCGGCAAGGCACACAGCUUAAGCCCACUCCUCUGAAGAAGCUCUUUCUGCCAUUUUCUGUCUUUCACUCUCCCAUGCCUUGAGAUGAUCUAAGGAGGCUCUCCUGCACCUAAUUUUUGCAGAAGCUGGCUUUAAAGUCAAGAGCUUCCUGGGUGUAGCUUUUUAAGUUGACAGAAUCCUUGCUCAUUAGAGAAUAUGCAUUUAUGUGGCUGGAAAACUGCACUGCCAUCAGAGAAGAGUGAAUUUUGAAAGAAAGCUAUGUUUUGGUUCAUGUUGUGUUUUGAAAAAGAGUGAAUUAGGUAUGAAUGGAUAUUUGUUUAUCACUGGAAAUCUACUCUUCUAUUAAAUGAAAAGGGCAGCACAGAACUUCACAGUGGCAUAAGGGCUUCAAAAGUGUUCCACUUUAGAUCAAUAGAUGGCAGAUGUAUCCUAUGACUAAUGGAAUCUUUCUGCAGCAUUAGGUGAGAUGCCUGAAGCCAAGGUCACCACUUUGGUGCAAAGAUGUUGGGAGACCUGUUCAGUUGGCAUUGUUUGCUGCCCUCCCUUUGCAACAGAAACCUUCCUUUGUAAUGCUAACCAUUCACGACCGAGGAGCUGGAUAUAGCUAGACAGGUGCUGCCUUGGCUGCAUCUUCCAACAUGACCAAUCCCCAACCUCCUAUAGAAUGCGGGAUUUCAGAAGUCGAAAUAAUUUCGCAGCAAAUAGAAGACGAGACCAAAAACAUAGCACCUGUACAACUUGUUAACUUUGUUUAUCGGGAUUUACCACUAGCUGCACUAGAUCUGUCUGUAGCAGGGUCCCAACUCUUGUCAAAUUUGGAUGAGGAGUACCAAAGAGAAGGAUCUAACUGGCUUAAACCGUGCUGCGGGAGGCGAGCGGCUGUGUGGCAGGUAUUUUUGCUCAGUGCGAGCCUCAACAGUUUCCUGGUAGCCUGUGUAGUAUUGGUGGUGAUUCUUCUGACUCUGGAACUCCUAAUAGAUAUAAAGCUUCUCCAGUUUUCAAGUGCAUCACAGUUUGCUGGAGUUAUUCACUGGAUCAGUCUAGUUAUCCUCUCUGUGUUCUUUUCAGAGACUAUUGUGAGAAUUGUGGUUCUUGGCAUAUGGGACUACAUUGAAAAUAAAAUAGAGGUAUUUGAUGGUGCUGUGAUAAUCUUAUCCUUGGCUCCUAUGGUGGCGUCUACAGUGGCGAAUGGACCAAGCAGUCCAUGGGAUGCUAUCAGCCUUAUUAUCACUCUGAGAAUUUGGAGAGUCAAGAGAAUUAUUGAUGCCUAUGUAUUACCAGUUAAAGUGGAGAUGGAGAUGGUGAUUCAACAGUAUGAGAAGGCAAAGGUCAUUCAAGAUGAGCAGCUGGAAAGACUAACCCAAAUCUGCCAAGAGCAGGGAUUUGAAAUUAGGCAGCUGAGGGCUCACUUGGCUCAGCAAGAUCUGGACUUGGCUGCUGAGAGAGAAGCUGCACUGCAAGUCCCUCGCAUGCUGAACAAGAAGAGCAGUAACCGAUACAAAGUUGUGGCUGCUGAAGGGGAUUCCGAUGACGAGGCUGCUGAGAACAUAUCGGAAUUGCGGCAACCUCGGGAGGCCGUGGUCAAAGACGAUAUGAACAACUACAUCAGUCGGUAUUACAACGAGCCCAGUAGCGACAGUGGCGUUCCAGAAGGUGCUGUCUGUGUCAUUACGACUACGGCCAUUGACGUGCACCAGCCCAACAUCUCCUCGGACCUCUUCACGGUGGAAGUGCCGAUGAAGAUGAUGGGGAGUAAUGGGACUUCCACCAGCAUUGCAUCAGGCAGUGCCUCCAGGUCCACAGACAGCUCCGUCACCAGAGCCCAGAGUGUCAGCAGCCAGACCUUUGGUUCCUCCACAGACUGCAGUACGACCCGAGAGGAGUCCUCCGACUAUUGCCCCUUGGAGAGGGCUUGCCAUGUAGCCAAACGCGAUCAGGUAGAUUCUUCUUCUGCCCACAGCAGGGUCAACAAUGCCGUGGUGCAAGAACUGCUGUCCUCCUUGUCUGAAGAUUCCUGCUUGACACAAAAAGGACUGGAUCCGGUCAACCUUAAACUGCCAAGCCCAGCAGGGUCUACCAAAGCCAGCCCUGAACUGGAACAUCGUGUGAAUAUUUACAACAAAAAGAACCAAGAAAGCUUUGGUGUGUUUCAGAUAAAGCCGGUAAUCCACUUCCAGCAAAAUGCACCUGUGAUUCACAAGUAUACGCCUUUGGAAUCCAAAGAGCAAAAGUUGAACAGGGUCCCAGAUUCAUAGUCCUUUUGCUGCCAUGGGGGUUAAUACAAAUGAAGGAGAUUCUUCAUAAGGGAGACGUUCUAAAGCUUUAAAUGGGGCCCUCAGAAUCAUCCCUGGGUUGGGGAUUUUCCAUGAAUUGGAGUGAGUUUAACAUUCAUUUUUUAAAAAAUGCAUGAGUUAUGAGAGAGCCAGCAUGAACUAAUUGACGUUUCUACCAUCUGAAGUCCUUGGACUUCACCUCCAGUGAAGAUAUGGCGAUGGGGAACUGUUCUGUUAAAACAAUGACCUCACAGUUGUAUAGAUUCUUAAUUUUUUUUUUUUUUACAAAAAAAAAGACAUACACAAAUCCCACAAUUUUUAUGGAACUCUGGACAAUCUUCUAUCAGAUCAGGUUUCAGCAGGGUACGAUACAAGCGGAUGUAAACUUCUCUCCUACAAUUUCUUACAAUCUCCCUUUGCACAUGACAGCUACAAACCCCUUUGUACAAAUAUGGCAAAUAUAUUUUGUUCUUCCUGAGGAGGGAAAAAAACAUUUUUCAAGGAGCACUUUGAAUGAUGCAGAUCAAAGAAAUUUUAAAAGUGAUCUUUUUAUUUUUAGCAUGAACUUUGGGGAAAAAAUAUUUUGACAAAAUUAAAAGUUGUUGCCUCCAAGACAACAGAGUAAAAAUGGACAUUUUACAAAUACGAUUUUAAUUAAAAAGAAU
Messenger RNA from Rhineura floridana, 3378 nucleotides. It is a transcript of the gene TMEM266, whose product is annotated as transmembrane protein 266. Lineage: Eukaryota; Metazoa; Chordata; Lepidosauria; Squamata; Rhineuridae. Gene Ontology annotation, biological process: transmembrane transport; monoatomic ion transport. The transcript is spliced from 15 exons. Gene Ontology annotation, cellular component: plasma membrane. The record is from RefSeq and is a predicted model, not a curated record. Bases 1079 to 2695 code for a protein of 538 amino acids. Gene Ontology annotation, molecular function: monoatomic ion channel activity; voltage-gated channel activity.